Messenger RNA from Pediculus humanus corporis (human body louse), 396 nucleotides. Its product is annotated as secreted ferritin S subunit precursor, putative. Gene Ontology annotation, molecular function: ferric iron binding; ferrous iron binding. Lineage: Eukaryota; Metazoa; Arthropoda; Insecta; Psocodea; Pediculidae. Gene Ontology annotation, cellular component: cytoplasm. The transcript is spliced from 2 exons. Gene Ontology annotation, biological process: intracellular iron ion homeostasis; iron ion transport. The coding region runs from base 1 to 396 and encodes 131 amino acids. The record is from RefSeq and is a predicted model, not a curated record.
AUGGGAUGCUCUGCUUUUUUUAUGAGUCAAGCCUUAGAAGAAAGAGAUCAUGCACAUAAAUUUAUUGAUUAUUUAAAUUUAAGAGGAAAUGUUGUUACACUUCAAGGAGUCUUACCUCCUGAAAAACAAUGCUGGGAUUCACCUUUAGCUGCAUUUACUGAUGCUCUGCAAUUGGAAUCUGAAGUUAGUAAGCAAAUAUUUGAUCUUCAUAAAUUAACGGUAGAUUUAGAUGAUCAGUGUUCUUCAGAUUUUUUAGAAAAUGAAUUUUUAAAUAAUCAAGUUGAAGAAUAUGAUAAAAUGUCUAGGCAUAUCGCCAUGUUGAAAAGAAUUGGUCCAGAAGGUUUGGGAGUAUUUAUUUACGAUGAAUAUUUAUUAAAAAAAUGUGAAAAAAAGUAG